Molecule: messenger RNA, 4371 nt
Organism: Ricinus communis (castor bean)
Lineage: Eukaryota; Viridiplantae; Streptophyta; Magnoliopsida; Malpighiales; Euphorbiaceae
Product: ATP-dependent DNA helicase Q-like 4A
Exons: 27
Coding region: 443-4144 (1233 amino acids)
Biological process (GO): double-strand break repair via homologous recombination; DNA replication
Cellular component (GO): nucleus; chromosome; cytoplasm
Molecular function (GO): ATP binding; four-way junction helicase activity; nucleic acid binding
Source: RefSeq, a predicted model, not a curated record
AAUAUCCCGCCCUUUCGCUCCGCGGUUUGUUUUUUGAAGAGCGCGCCCACCAUUUUCCUCUCUUUUCGCUCUCUCUCUAGCCCAACCCCUCGACCCCCUCUCUCUUUCCAUUUCUCACUUUCUUCGCCGCCGAUCACCUAAGCUAAGCCACUUCGACAAACCGUCCUUGGAGCUUCUUCUAUCUAUCAAGCCCUAAAAAGAAACAACAAAUUCGUACUCAAAAAUAAGAAUGAUUGGCAUAAGUCGACAGCAAUCUGUAAGCUGUUUUAACAAAUUGGGCAUGGCAUAGAACAAUACUAAUGCUACUUUACAAGUCAGCUUAUACUUGUAAUGAGAUCAAUGUACUACGUAGCAGUGAAGUCAGAUGAAUUCAAGCAGGUCUUUUGUGUCAUGAUGCGGUUUCUGGGUGUCAAGGGACUUACCGGAAGUAGGCGAUUAACUUAUGACUAGGGAAAACCAUAUGAGGCAAAACCUAAGCAUUUCAGCUGAAGGGUUCAAGUGUGAUGAGAAACUUCCAAAAAUUAAUUGGUCUCAGCACGACAAGGCACACGAUAAUUUUUCAUGUCAGAAAAAGUUUUUGAGCUCAAAUUUCCUUUACUCAUUAGAAAAUCAAAAACCUCACAGCGAAGGUGUCAUGGCUAUGAGGUUAACCUGUCAAAUUCAGAGUUUUCAAAGAUUGCAGAGCCCACAAGUUGAAAAGGCUUGGCAUGCUCUUUCCUGUCUUCAGAUUUCCUGCAGGAACUACCUACAACCUGGGAAAACUGGUCCUUUAAAGAAUGCUAAUUUGUUGCAGGAUGUUGGGCAAAGACCUACAUUUUGUAGUUCAUCUGAUGGUGGCAAAUAUUCUGAGUGCUUGCAUGUACAUCAAAACUUUAGUGAAUCCGGUGCAAAGAAUAAUAAAUCUGAAAGGUAUAUGGGCAAUUACGUGCCACAAGACAAUGCGACAGCUGCUGAAACUGGAAAUGGUUUGCAAAGGCAAAGUCAGAUUAAAGCGUCAGCGGCUAACAAUACUGAGUCUAAAACUUUUUCUGGUUCUUUCAGUGAUCACAGUGUGUAUACUAGUCAUAAUAAAGAGUCUGCAGAAGCUUCGACUGAUUUUAUUGAUGAUGACGACCUACUUGGGAAUAUUGAUGUGGACCAAAUAGUUAUGGAACAUAACCAGUCUAAUUGCACUCCUCCAAAUUCCAAGUUUCCAUCUAUAACUCCAACUGCGGAUAAACAUAAUUUUGCAAGAUCAGACGAGAUGUUUUUGCCAACUGAAUUGUGCCAAAACUGCAAUCAUGGAUUUAAGCUAGGACUUUGUCCUGAAGCUGGGAAUCAUUUACAAGAAAUGAAGGACAUGCUAAUUGCUGUGUCAAAUGAACUACUUGACAAUAGUACCAACCUGAGUUCAGUGCAGAUAGAGAAACUUCGCCAAGAUAGGUUACAGUUGAAUAAGCAAAUUCAGCAGCUUGAGAGUUAUCUUCGUGAUAAGGAAAGGCAAAAGUCACAUUUCUCUGCUUCCACAGCGAAUCAAAAUUUCCAAUAUGAAACACCACAAUGUGCUGCUAACAAAAUAGAUCCUAUGAGAUUUGAUGCACAGGUUUAUUUAAGAAAUGAAUCUGGUGGUUAUGAAAGUUGGAAUACACCAUCAAUUUCAUUCUCUUCUGUAGAUAGGUUUGGCAUUUCAUCUGGUCCUAUAGAGAGGGAACCUUAUAUUCCAAAGUUUGUUGAAGUUAAUUAUAUUGAAGGUUCAAAUGACCCAAAGUGGAGCAGUACAAAUUUCCCUUGGACAACAAAGCUGGAGGCCUAUAACAAGAAAGUGUUUGGAAACCACUCUUUUCGCCCAAAUCAAAGGGAGGUUAUUAAUGCUACAAUGAGCGGAUUUGAUGUUUUCGUUUUAAUGCCAACUGGGGGUGGAAAGAGCCUGACAUAUCAGCUACCUGCUCUAGUUUGUCCAGGAAUAACCUUGGUAAUUUCACCUCUUGUCUCACUUAUUCAAGAUCAGAUAAUGCAUCUCUUGCAGGCGAAUAUAUCUGCUGCUUACUUAAGUGCCAAUAUGGAGUGGUCUGAACAACAGGAGAUUUUAAGGGAACUCAGUUCUGAUUAUUGCAAAUACAAGUUGUUAUAUGUCACACCAGAGAAAGUUGCCAAGAGUGAUGUUCUUUUACGAAAUUUGGAGAGCUUAAAUGCUCGUGGGUUGCUUGCCAGGAUUGUUAUUGAUGAAGCUCAUUGUGUGAGUCAAUGGGGACAUGAUUUUAGACCGGAUUACAAGGAACUUGGUAUCUUAAAGAAGAAGUUUGAGAAAACACCUGUGCUAGCUUUAACAGCUACUGCAACAGCCAGUGUAAAGGAGGAUGUUGUGCAAGCUCUUGGUCUUGUUGACUGCAUUAUUUUUCGGCAAAGUUUUAAUCGCCCUAAUCUGUGGUACUCUGUCGUUCCCAAGACAAAGAAGUGUUUGGAUGACAUUGACAAGUUCAUUAAAGAAAACCAUUUUGAUGAAUGUGGAAUUAUUUAUUGUCUUUCAAGGAUGGACUGUGAAAAGGUUGCUGAAAAAUUACAGGAAUGUGGACAUAAAGCAGCAUUCUACCAUGGGAACAUGGAUGCUGCACAACGUGCCUUUGUUCAGAAGCAGUGGAGCAAAGAUGAAAUCAAUAUAAUUUGUGCUACAGUGGCAUUUGGAAUGGGUAUCAACAAACCAGAUGUCCGCUUUGUGAUUCAUCAUUCUCUCCCAAAGUCUAUUGAAGGCUAUCACCAGGAGUGUGGUCGUGCUGGUCGUGAUGGUCUGCGCUCAUCUUGUGUGUUGUAUUAUAGUUACAGUGACUAUAUACGAGUCAAGCAUAUGAUUGUCCAGGGACAGAUAGAACAAAGUCCCUGGACUCCUGGGUAUAAUCGUAUUAACAAUACAAAUUCAGAUAGGAUACUGGAGAAAAAUACUGAAAAUCUUCUGCGAAUGGUCAGUUACUGUGAAAAUGAUGUUGAUUGUAGACGUAUCCUUCAACUUUUACAUUUUGGAGAAAAAUUCAACUCUGGAAACUGCAAAAAAACAUGUGAUAAUUGUUCCCAGAUUAAAGCUUUAGUGGAGAAGGAUGUUACCGAGACUGCAAAGCAAUUGGUUCAACUGGUCAAGUUAACAGGGCAGCAAUUUUCAUCAUCUCAUAUUCUAGAAGUCUACAGAGGCUCUUUAAACCAAUACGUCAAGAAAUACAGACAUGAGACUUUGAGCCUGCAUGGGGCUGGAAAACAUCUGUCCAAGGGUGAAGCUUCCCGAAUAUUGCGCCAUCUUGUGACUGAUGAUUUUCUUCAGGAGGAUGUUAAGAAAAGUGAUGUUUAUGGAUCUGUGUCAUCAAUACUUAAGGUGAAUGAAUCCAAGGCUUACAAUCUAUGCUCUGGCGGGCAGACUAUCAUUUUAAGAUUCCCUUCAACUAUGAAAGCAUCUAAACCGAGCAAAUUCGACGCGACUCCGGCAAAAGGCUCGCUGACAUCUGGGAAGCAAAGUCCUCCAGAAGUUGACAGUCCAGCACAAGCGCAACCUGAAGUGGACUUGCACCUCUCUGCCAUACUAUAUUCUGCUUUAAGGAUGCUGCGAACUCUCCUUGUCAAAGAGGCUGGGGAGGGGGUUAUGGCGUACCACAUAUUUGGUAAUGCCACACUGCAACACCUAAGCAAAAGGAUCCCCAGAACAAAGGAAGAACUACUUGAGAUCAAUGGAAUUGGAAAGGCUAAGGUAAGCAAGUAUGGAGAUCGGUUGCUAGAAACUAUUGAAUCUACAAUUAAGGAAUACUAUAAGACAGACAAGAAUAGCAGCAGUAGUAAUGGCAGCAAUGAUUCAGUAAAGAGGAGAAGAGAUGCCAGUAGGGCUCCAAAUGGAAAUGCAGAAGAGGCCGAUGACUUCACCAAAAGCACUGGUCGGUCGAAGAAAAGGGUAGCAAAGUUGCAGAACAAAGAUACUGACAUAUAUACUUCCAGGGAGACUAAUAACAGCCAAUGCCUGGAUGAUGACUUAGAUUUUGAGGAUUCAUGUCAUGAUUUUGAGACUAAUGGUUCAGCAAUAGAGGCUGGAAAGAAUGAUGCGGGAAGAGUGCUACCCUCAUGGUCAACACCAGGAAACAAGGUCAAAAGUUCAAUCCCAAAUUUGUAUCAACAAUAUGCUACGAAAAGCUAAGUGUAUUACUGUACUGUAUCCUAAAUUUAUUGUCCCUUUUCAAUAGAAAAAAAAAUUCAACCAACCGGGGCUCAACGUGUGCAGCUUUGCAUCUCAGUUAACUUCCUUGUUAGUGGCAAAUACCUCUUUUGUUCCUUCUCAUAUUAAGUUACAGUCUAUAACAUGAGAUUCUACCAUGAUAUGUAUAACAAAGAAAGAUCAAUCAUUUAAGGGCACGAUUUAAGGGA